AUGGCGCGGGUCAGGGAGGCGCGGCUGCUUUUGCGGAGGUUGCUGGCGGCUCCGCGCGGGGGGAGGAGCCCCUCCGCCCUCGCCGCCCUCGCCGCCCCUCCCCACUGGUGCCCGCCGCCCCAGCCCGGCCUCUCUCUUCGCCCGCGGAGUCCAGCCUGGGCCUCGGCGCGCGGCUGCAGCACCACCAGCGGGGGCAGAGCGGCCCAGAGCCUGGACAAGGAGGCGAAGGAGGAAGAGGAGGGGGAGGAGGAGCAGCCCCUGCGCCGGUUGCACAGCCACCCCCAGAGCCUCCCAGGCUCCGGCUCCAAGCAUGAGUUCCAGGCCGAGACCCGGAAGCUGCUGGACAUCGUGGCCCGGUCCCUCUACUCCGAGAAGGAGGUCUUCAUCCGGGAGCUGAUCUCCAAUGGCAGUGAUGCUCUGGAAAAGCUGCGCCAUCAGCUGCUCUCUGAAGGGAAAGUCUUGCCAGAGCUGGAGAUUCACCUGGAAACGGACCCCCAGGAGGGAACUCUCACCAUCCAGGACACCGGGAUUGGGAUGACACGGGAAGAGCUACUCUCCCACCUGGGGACAAUCGCGCGGUCUGGCUCCAAGGCCUUUCUGGACCUGAUGGAAAACCAGGCAGAGGUCGGCAGCAGAAUCAUUGGCCAGUUUGGAGUGGGCUUCUACUCUGCCUUCAUGGUGGCUGACCGGGUGGAGGUUUUUUCGCAGCCAGCCAACCCAGGCCUUCCUGGCUACUGCUGGUGUUCAGACGGUUCUGGCACCUUUGAGAUCACUGAAGCCUCCGGAGUCCAAGGUGGGACGAAAAUCAUUCUCCACCUCAAAGAGGACUGCAAGGAAUUUGCCAGUGAGGAGCGUGUCAAGGAGAUCAUCACAAAAUACAGCAACUUUGUCAGUUUCCCCAUCUGCCUCAAUGGGCGACGCAUCAACACCUUGCAGGCCCUGUGGACAAUGGAUCCCAAGGACAUUGGGGACUGGCAGCACAAGGAGUUUUACCGCUUCAUUGCCCAGGCGCAUGAUGAGCCGCGCUACAUCCUCCACUACAAGACUGAUGCUCCCCUCAAUAUCCGCAGUCUCUUCUAUGUCCCCCAGAUGAAACCCUCCAUGUUUGACGUCAGCCGGGAGAUGGGCUCCAGCGUGGCCCUCUACAGCCGCAAGGUCCUGAUCCUGACAAAAGCCACAGACAUCUUGCCCAAGUGGUUGCGCUUCCUAAAAGGUGUUGUGGACAGUGAAGACAUCCCACUCAACCUCAGCCGGGAGCUGCUUCAGGAGAGCACCCUCAUCAGGAAGCUGCGGGACGUUCUGCAGCAGCGACUGAUCAGGUUCUUCGUGGAGCAGAGCAAGAGGGAUCCUGAAAAGUAUGCCAAGUUCUUUGAGGACUAUGGACUGUUCAUGCGGGAGGGAAUUGUCACCACUGCCGAGCAGGAGGUCAAGGAGGACAUUGCAAAGCUGCUGCGCUAUGAGUCCUCAUCGCUCCCCGCUGGGCAGCUGACCAGCCUUCCAGAGUAUGCCACUCGCAUGGCUCCCGGCAGUAGGAACAUCUAUUACCUGUGUGCCCCCAGCCGCCACCUGGCUGAACGCUCCCCCUACUACGAAGCCAUGAAGAAGAAGGCGGCUGAGGUCCUUUUCUGCUAUGAACAGUUUGACGAAUUGACUCUCUUGCACCUGCGAGAGUUUGACAAGAAGAAACUUAUGUCAGUGGAGACUGACAUUGUGGUCGAUCACUACAAGGAGGAGGCAUUUGAGGAGAAGCAGCCAGCGGAAGAAGGCCUGAGCCCCCAGGACACAGAAGAGCUCCUGGCGUGGAUGAGGAAUGUACUGGGCACACGAGUCAGCGCCAUCAAGGUGACCCCGCGGCUGGACACGCACCCAGCCAUGAUUACGGUGCUGGAGAUGGGUGCUGCCCGGCACUUUCUACGCAUGCAGCAGCUGGCCAAGAACAGUGAGGAGCGAGCCCAGAUCCUGCAACCCACGUUGGAAAUCAAUGCGGGGCACAUUCUGAUCCAGAAGCUCAGCCAUCUGCGGGCCUCCCAACCAGACCUGGCCCAGAUGCUGCUUGAGCAGAUCUACGACAACGCCAUGAUCGCGGCUGGCCUGAGUGACGACCCACGGCCUAUGGUCAGCAGGCUGAACCAGCUCCUGGCCAGAGCCCUGGAGAAGCACUGAGGCCCCCAAGAAGGAACCGUGCCUUGCAGAAGGACUGCCUGCCCAGAGAGAGAGAGAGAGAGAAAGAAGCCCUUCUCUAUUUAAUUCCCUUUCCUUGCCUUCAAUAAAGACCCUCCCACUUC
Messenger RNA from Anolis sagrei ordinatus, 2285 nucleotides. RefSeq names its product heat shock protein 75 kDa, mitochondrial. Gene Ontology annotation, biological process: protein folding. Gene Ontology annotation, molecular function: ATP binding; ATP-dependent protein folding chaperone; ATP hydrolysis activity. Gene Ontology annotation, cellular component: mitochondrial inner membrane. NCBI's taxonomy places the organism in Eukaryota, Metazoa, Chordata, Lepidosauria, Squamata, Anolidae. The record is from RefSeq and is a predicted model, not a curated record.